This is a messenger RNA of Daphnia magna, 1399 nucleotides long. It is a transcript of the gene Sgt1, whose product is annotated as protein SGT1 homolog. NCBI's taxonomy places the organism in Eukaryota, Metazoa, Arthropoda, Branchiopoda, Diplostraca, Daphniidae. Gene Ontology annotation, biological process: protein stabilization. The transcript is spliced from 5 exons. Bases 247 to 1245 code for a protein of 332 amino acids. Gene Ontology annotation, molecular function: protein-folding chaperone binding. The record is from RefSeq and is a predicted model, not a curated record.
AUGACAUUUCGACAGUAACUGCUUAUCUGCUUUUAACUUAAGUAGAUUUUAGAAAUUCAAAUGUGAACGUUUUAAUUUUGAAAAUGUUGUUUAGCUGUUCUUUACUUGCAGACGACGCAACGACAUCGACGAAUAAAUAUUCUUGAAAUUCUAGAAGUUUUCUUACGUGUUUUCAUUUUGGUCUAGCUCUUUAUUUGCUAUCGUCUUGUUAAAUCGUCGAGCUCUCUUUAUAAGGCAACAGUUCAAAUGGAAGCUGCUGAAUCUCCAUCGGAAUUAAUUCGUCAGGCUAAUUCAGCUUUUGUUUCGGAAGAUUACGCCGAAGCAGCCGAGCUGUAUACCAAAGCUAUCCAGAUUGAUGAUAGCAAAUCCGAGUACUACAUGAACCGUGCCCACGCUCUUCAGAAACUUGAGCGCUACACAGAAUCCAAAGCUGAUGCUCAGAAGGCCAUCGAUCUAAAUCCAUCAGAUCCCAAAGCCUAUCUUAGAAAGGGAAUAGCUUGUUUCCAUCUGCAACAGUAUGAAGAAGCACUAGAAGCCUUCGAAGCAAGCUCAACUCAUGGGGGUAAUGAUGCCGGUAUUCGUCAAUGGCUAACAUGGACAGAAGAAAAGCUUCUUAGAAGUAAGAAAACUCCUGUUACCAUCAAGCAUGAUUGGUAUCAGACAGAAAGUCAUGUCUGUGUUACAGUUCUUGCAAAAAAUCUCAGCCCAGAUUCUGUCAGUGUACAAUUUUCCCCAUCAACAAUGAUGAUGAAAGCUAAACUACCAGAUGGAACGGAUUACGAGCUCAAUUUGAACCUAUCGUUCCCAAUCGUGCCCGAGCAAAGCUCACAUACGGUGAUGAAAACUAAAGUCGAAAUCAAAAUGAAGAAAUGCGACGGUAUUCGAUGGAGCUCGCUCGAGGGUCAAGCGCCGGUUAAUGUAAAGCAGAUUCCUGUAGCAAUCCCUGAAUUAUCUACGCAGCCACCUGUCUACCCUUCGUCAUCUGCCAAAAAGAAAAACUGGGACAAGAUAGAGUCCGAAAUAAAAAAAGAAGAGGCAGAAGAGAAACCCGAAGGUGAAGCUGCACUUAAUCAGCUCUUUCAAAAAAUCUACGGUGAGGGAUCGGAUGAAAUUCGUCGUGCAAUGAACAAGUCUUUUCAAGAGUCGGGAGGAACUGUACUCAGCACUAAUUGGAAUGAGGUGUCUAAAGAUAAGGUCACAGUCAAACCGCCUGACGGUGUUGAAUUCAAAAAAUGGGACGAGUAAACUCUGGCCAAGAUCGCCAACAAUUUUAUCGUAUUUUAAACAAAAAUGCCAUGUUUAAAUAUUUUGCCUGGUGAAUUUUGUCUCUGCGUUUGUUUCAACCAUCACAAAUUUCAAGUUUCACCCAUUGUUUCAAAAUAAAUCGUUUUGCAUCAUA